Molecule: messenger RNA, 1239 nt
Organism: Exophiala dermatitidis NIH/UT8656
Lineage: Eukaryota; Fungi; Ascomycota; Eurotiomycetes; Chaetothyriales; Herpotrichiellaceae
Exons: 1
Coding region: 1-1239 (412 amino acids)
Source: RefSeq, a predicted model, not a curated record
AUGACUCCGCCGCCUUCGACACAACCGCCUCGAUUUCAUACAAUAAACCGCAUGGGUGUUGGUUCCGGUGGUGCCUUGCUUGCUUCACCGCCCACCACCGUGAGAGCAAACGUUCUACAUGCUUUGCCUACUCCGGACGCCAUAUCCAAAGCCGACAUUGAGGAAUUGAGAAAUAUGGCGCGGGAGUUAGUGGCAGCCGUCCAAGAAGCAAGAACGUCUGCGGCGCAUUUUAAGUUGCAGCACAGCCUGUUAACCAUGGAGUCCGAGGAAGCAGCGCAACGUGCUGAGGUGGAACAUCAAAUGACACGCAGAGAGGUCGAGGUACUUCAAGCCGCCGACCAUCGCAACAGAAAUACAAAUUCCAUAUACCGCCCGCAUCUGCAAUCAUCCCCGUCGCCACAGGUUGAAGCGUUAACUCGGACGUGCAAGGUGUUGGAGGAGGAGCGGGAUGAGGCUGAGGAGGAGCUUGCGCGAGUGAGAAAGUUGUUGGAGGCGGAGAAAGACAAGUGUGACUUGUUGAAAGAAGAGAACGAUCGUCUGAAGAGACGUAUUCGCGAAAACAGGGAGCACUUCAGCCGCCUCAAAAGCAUGUCCCCGUCCUAUACGACGCCUCGCGACACCCUUACUACGCCGCAGCGGAAAGUCGUCCCGCGGUUCCCCGAGUCUGCCCCAAACCAUGCCAAUAUUGCUGCACUACUUGCUGCGGAUCAGGUCCUGAGCCAAGAAAGUGCCAGUGUCCCUUCUACUCCGACCAAAUCCCAUACAUCCAAAUUCAAGCAUGGUCACACCCGUGGCGCGCAUUCAUUAUCAUCCUUGCACCAUACACCAGCUCAGACGCGGCCUACUACGCAUGAAGGCUACCCUGAGUCAGCGGUCCCGCUAUCUGCUCCUGCCUCUCGUUUCACAAGGGAGUCGGAAGAAAGAGAUCGUAAUGACCGCGACAGUACCAUAUCCAUUUCCGAUGCCGAAGACGGGGACGGCGACAACAUUCCAGAAUCGCAGGCCAGUUCCUUGGCGAGUGACAUGCUACGCAGAAAUCCCGGGAACCAGGAGAGCUUGAGACUGUCACAGAACGCUGAGCGUUCAAGUAAUCUCCUUCAGACCAAAUUGUUCGGUCCGAUAAAGAAGUCUACCCAGACGAGGAAACGUGGAGCAAGUUUUGGAGAAUCCGAUAUCAAAGCGAAAAAGGCGAAGAUAUCUCAAGGUGUUGGCCUUGGUAUUGAAUCUUGGAGUCAGUGA